Messenger RNA from Spinacia oleracea (spinach), 2191 nucleotides. RefSeq names its product protein NRT1/ PTR FAMILY 5.6-like. The transcript has 4 exons. Gene Ontology annotation, biological process: transmembrane transport. Gene Ontology annotation, cellular component: membrane. The record is from RefSeq and is a predicted model, not a curated record. NCBI's taxonomy places the organism in Eukaryota, Viridiplantae, Streptophyta, Magnoliopsida, Caryophyllales, Amaranthaceae. Gene Ontology annotation, molecular function: transmembrane transporter activity. The coding region runs from base 98 to 1879 and encodes 593 amino acids.
UUGCGUAUUAAUUGGGCAAUGGUUUACUUAUUCAAUUCACUGCCUGCUACAAGUAUCAAAUAAAACAAGCAUUUCACAUUUUGUUUACUUUUUGAAAAUGGAGGGUAGAGAAGAUAUACAUGAUGAAAAUGACACGAAACUAUUACAUCAUGUUCAUGACUCAUCUUUGGACUACAAAGGAAAGCUUCCUCUUCGAUCUUCAACUGGCUCAUGGAAAGCAUCCUUCUUCAUCAUAGCAAUAGAGUUCAGUGAGAGGCUGAGUUACUUUGGAAUAGCAACCAACAUGAUAACAUACAUGACCAAAGUGAUGCAUCAGGACCUUGAAACAGCGGCCAAUAGCGUAAAUAUAUGGGCCGGGGUAGCCACGGUGAUGCCUUUGUUUGGUGGGUUUCUUGCAGAUGCAUAUACCGGCCGCUACUUUAUGAUUCUUUUCUCUGCCAUACUUUAUGCAAUGGGUUUAGGUGUUUACACAAUGUCCCAAUACAUCCCAAGUCUUAAACCUUGUGGUGCAACCUCGAGUACAUGCGAACAUGUUAGCAAGGUCCACGAGUUGGUCUACUUUUUAGCAGCAUACCUAGUGGCCUUAGCAACCGGGGGUUACAAACCAUGCUUGGAGAGCUUUGGGGCAGACCAAUUCGACGACAAUCACUCGGAAGAAAGGAAGCAAAAGAUGUCAUUCUUCAAUUGGUGGAAUAUAGCCCUUUGUAGUGGCCUUUUCACUGGGGUGACUUUGAUUGUGUAUGUACAGGACUACGUUAGUUGGGGACUCGGGUUUUUAAUCCUAGCCAUAACUAUGGUCGCUAGUGUCUUGGUAUUUGUUCUUGGUAGGCCAUUUUAUCGCUACAAGACCGCUCUUGGAAGCCCAUUGACCCCUUUGUUGCAAGUCUUGGUUGCUACUUUCACCAAACGAAAACUAGUUUGUCCAUCAAAUCCAUCCUUGUUGUAUGAGCCUCCCGUUUCAGGGAAGCUCCAAAGCCGACGUUUGGGUCAUACAAACAGACUCAGAUUUCUUGACAAAGCUGCUAUAAUCGAAAAUCAUCAAAGUAAUGAAGUAGACAUGAAGAAACAAAAUCCAUGGAGGCUAGCAAGCGUGACACAAGUAGAGGAAUUGAAGCUGAUAAUAAACAUGGCUCCCAUAUGGCUAACUUCCUUGGUAUUCGGCAUAGGCGUUGCCCAAGGGACCACAUUCUUUGUUAAGCAAGGAAGUGCAAUGGAUAGGAAAAUUUCCAAACACUUUGAAAUCCCAGCAGCUUCAAUGGCAGUCUUAAUAGCCCUAGGUAUGAUUACUACAAUUGCAUUUUACGACAAAGUCCUUUUACCAUACUUAAGGAGAGUCACAGGAAACGAGAGAGGUAUUAACAUCCUUACAAGAAUUGGUAUUGGUAUGGCCAUUUUAAUUAUAUCAAUGUUGUUCUCGGCUUUGGUAGAAAGAGAAAGAUUAAAGGCGGCGUUACAAGGGAAAAUAAUGAGUGUAUGUUGGCUAAUACCACAGUUCUUGAUCCUUGGUAUAGGGGAUGGUUUUUCCCUAGUAGGAAUGCAAGAAUACUUCUAUGACCAAGUUCCUGAUUCCAUGAGGAGUUUAGGAAUGGCGUUUUACCUUAGUGUUAUUGGCAUUGGAAGUUUCAUGACAACAUUUUUAAUCAUGGUUGUGAAUCAAGUGACAAAGAUGCAUGGAGGAAAGAAAUGGAUAGGAAAGGAUUUGAACCACAGUCGUCUUGAUUAUUUUUAUUGGCUCUUGAUGCUCAUUUUUGUAUUGAAUAUGUGUGUUUUUGUGUUGUUGGCUAAGAAUUAUAGGUACAAAAGUGUUCAAGCAAGUGUGGUUGUGGUAGAUAAUUCUUGUGACGCCGGUGAGAAGAAAAUGGAUUUGGGUGGUGUUUAAAAACAAACAUUUAUAGUUGUUGAUAUUUAAUGUUAUGUGAUAUACGGAGUGAGUCGAUUUAUCUUGAUUGUUCUCUCGUUAUUAUAAAAGUCUUCUCUACCUUGUUAUAAUUUGUCUGAUGUAGUACUCUAUUUGGCAAGAAACUUCAAGGUGAGUUUGUAGACGGAAAUCCAUAUACUAUUCAAACUAAUGUUUGUGAAACAGUUGCUGAAAUCUUGUUUUUCUUUUAAAAUAAAGGUAAUUUUGGUAUUUACUAUUGUAAAAAUACACCACUUUUGUAUUUACUACCUUAUGAAAUUUUUAUUUUAGAUU